GUGCGUGAGAGAAAGAGGAAGAGAAGGAGUGUGAGGGAGAGAGAGAGAGAGAGAGAGAGUGAGAACGAGUGCCAGAGAAGCUAUUAAGCACGGCGGUCCGUCUCCGGUCUAGUGCAAAGCGCACCGUGUAUUCUCAGCGGGCGGCAGGUGUAUCUCUCCGCUGCUGCUGUGUCUUUCAUUGUCUUUCCUCUUCUCUUUUUUUCUUUCACUGCCAAUCGUGGGAAUGUUGCUUAGCGUUAUUUUUAAUUAGCAUGAGUUAGUUGGAGCUUGAAAAUGGGCCCAGAAACAUUCGUUUUCCUUCUUUCCACAUGCGCACAGCUUGUUAAAGUGGAAUAAAUUCACAGUAAUGUGAACACCACCCCCCACCACCCCCCUUCUUCUCGUCUCCCCUCAUUAACACUUAAACAUCGCCACCAUCUCCGUCUACUCCUCUGUUUGGCUCUAUCACCGCCCACUCUCUCCUUACUCCCACCUCCCUCAAUCAGUUGUCGGUAUAGUAUGACACAACCAGAUCGAUGAAUACCCAUGGAGCAACGCGUGACACUCCAGAGCUCCUCUGCCCUCCUGAGGAUUCAGUGAGACAGGCGGAUCUGUGUGCCCGAACAUGGCCUUCCCAUCAGCCCCCUUUGCAUUAUGGAGUGUCAGCUUAUUGACAGUACUCUUCACAGCUGCAGUUCACAGCAAUACUAGCUUUGAAGACGACCCCUUGCAGCCAAUGACCUCCGAUGAGACGGUGCCCGUGGGGGGUACGGUGACAUUGACCUGCCGGGUGGCAGAGAGCGACAAUUCCUCACUGCAGUGGUCCAACACUGCACAGCAGACCCUGUACUUUGGAGAGAAGAGAGCGCUGAGAGACAACCGCAUCCAGCUGCAUCGCUCGACAUCCACCGAGCUUUCCAUCACCAUCUCGGAGGUGCAGCUGUCUGACGAGGGAGAGUACACCUGCUCCAUCUUCACCAUGCCAGUCCGCACCGCCCGCGCCACCGUCACAGUGCUAGGUGUGCCUGGCAAGCCUCAGAUCUCAGGCUUUGAGCAUGCAGUGAAGGAGGGGGAAAAAGUCACCCUGACCUGCACCAGCACUGGCAGCAAACCCCCCGCCACGUUGCACUGGUACAAAGGAGACCAGCUGCUGAAAGGCCGUCCACAGGUGGUGGAGACUGUUGAUGGCAACCCCACGUACAACGUGAGCAGCGAGCUCACCCUGGAGGUGAGCGCCAGCGAUGACAACACGCUCAUCACCUGCGCCGUCAACCACCCCUCUCUUACUCUGGGGGACAAGAGGAGCGAGCAGGCUCUGCGGGUGUUGUAUUCCCCGAACGUGGUGAUACACCCUGAGAGCACUCUGCCUAGAGAGGGGGAGAAGUUUUCUCUUCGGUGUGUCGGCAACGGCAACCCUGAGCCCACUAUCUACACGUGGGACAAGAAAGAUGGAGGGCUCCCCUUACAGGCCAAACCUGAUGGUGCUGUCCUGCAUUUCUUGAUGCUCAACAAAUCAGAUAAUGGCGUCUACGUGUGCCACGCUGACAACGGCAUUGGAAGCAGCGAGGGGGAGUACACACUCUUGGUGCAAGACUCCUCUUCCCCCCUCUCCACUUCAUCCCCAACUCCUCCUUUCACCAGCCCUUCAAGCAUCACUCCUGUCACUGCCACUCCCGCCUACUCAUCCCCUGCCUCCUCCCUUACGCCCCCAGUUUCAGUCCAGCUGAAUGGAGUUAACACUUUCACAGAUGAAGCACGCAACAUUACAGACCCCACAGCCAUGUCGACGACUUCGGGGGUGGACCACGCCGUGAUCGGAGGGGUAGUGGCUGUCAUCGUCUUUAUCUUGCUUUGCCUCCUCAUCGUCCUUGGCAGAUACCUCAUCAGACACAAAGGAACGUAUCUGACCCACGAGGCCAAGGGCUCAGAUGAUGCCCCGGAUGCCGACACAGCCAUCAUCAACGCAGAAGGAGGUCACUCCGGAGCAGAGGACAAGAAAGAGUACUUUAUCUAGAUAGAGAACAGAGUGGUGGAGGAAAGAAGCGGGAGGAGGCGGAGAAAAAGUUGGAGGACGCGGAUUGGAGGAGAGGGGAAGAGUGAAGGAAAGGAAACCUCGAUUUUUUUUCACGAUGCUUCAGUUCUUCACUCUGUUGGAGGGAUGAUGGGAUGGGAAUGGAGGGAAAGGACUCUGGGCUGAGUUGAGCUUCAACUGGUACUACCCUCUUUGCAUUGAUACAGGGAAGUGAGAUUUUGCACUGACAUACGGAUGAACUAAUGUUACACUCAAACACACACACGAACAUGCAACAUACUUGUGUCAGUUAAAGGGUAAAUCUGUUUUCACACAGAUGUGAAUGCUCAUAGAUGCUCAGAAUAACAAACGGGAGCCUCCUACUAACACGCAUCCGAAUUCUGACACAUUAACACAAUGUCACACAAGCAUCGUAUCCUAUUUUGAACUGUCAGCGCCGUGAAAAAUCAAAAUUGUAAGUCACAUUCCAACAUGUCGAGCUGAUAUUCCACUUCUCAAACCUGUCUUCUCAACAUUUAAUCCAAACCAGGUCUGUCUUUUCACUUUUUUUUUCUCCUCAUUCUCUACAUCUAACAAGGCAGAAUCCCUCUAUAAGCCUCCUCGUGACAGAGAAAUCCAUCUAAAGAAAAUUAUUACUGACAAACAUAAUCUCCCUCUCUCACGGUUUAAUCUUUUUAUGCCAUCAAACCUCUUCCUACGUCCUUGCAAACCCUGGUAUGAGCCAUUGAGUUUUCCACAAUGCACCGCCACAAAAACAUGCAACACCCAUGCAAAAACAGCAUUCCCACCUUGUGCUGCAAAGCCGAGGGGCUCCAGUAUACAUAUAUAAAUAUAUAUAUAUAUAUAGAAUUAUAUAGCAUUCUUUUUACUUGACAGAAAAUGUUUGGUGUGCUGUAAAUACACUCUCUCUGUCCUGUUUCUGCCUUCUGUCUCUCCUUCUAUCCCCCUUCUCUUUCUCUCUCCAUCCCUCUCUCCUGUAACUCAUACAGUCUGUUACUGCAUUACAGUAACUUAUAUACUCAAAAAAAAGCCUGCCUGUUUUUAUUACAUGCGUGGAAAUGCAGAGUCGAAAUAUCAAUAUCUGGGUAAAAAAUAGAAACAUAACAACAAUGAUGUUGCGAUGAAGACUAACAUUAACUGCAAAUAUUUGUCUAUUCUGAUUUUCUUUGAUCUUUUCUUCUUUUUUUAUUUGAUCUUUUGGGGACUCGUGAGGGAUUUUCUCUCGUCAGUGUCUCGGUAUGUUACUGUCAGUGUUAACGUUUUACAGUGUUUGUCAGUUUGUCAGCCCAGGAGUCCAUGAAUCUAAUUUCCAACUUGUGUUUUGAUUUUGAUGUUCAGGUUUUCAACACUGUUUAUGCACUUAGUUCCUUUUUCGCCACAUGAUGGGAGUUUCUCCCUGCUUUGUCGGCCCUCUGCUCCUAAAUGCUAAUCAGCAGCACACCUUUGGUCAAGAGCUUUGAAAGGCGACAAGUUGGUGGUGGAGUUUAUCUUAAAUACUGCUGCCCAGUGUUUGUACUUGUGGACCACUGUGGCUUUCCUUCCAGCUGGCCCCGCUGAUCCCACGGUUCACCUUCGCCGUUUUUCUCUCUGCAGCAGACUGCUUGUCUUGGCGAGGCCACCUGGCACUAAAUUCAUUGAGUAGUGACAUCAUGACUUCCUCUAAGAGGUUGGCACAUUUGCUGCUUUCAGAGGUGAAAAUGCUUGCUUGCUUUUCACUACAGGGCCAAAUAGGACUGGCUACAUGCAUUAUGACAAACUUCCUGGCAAAAAACCUUUCUGUUACUGUUUUUUUUUUUCUUCUUUUUUUGUGUGUGUAUGUGUAUUAUUGCAAGCAGGAAUCAUUAACCAGCUUAGCAAAAGGUUCCCAUAAAUGCACAGUGUUUUAUUAAGGUUGGAAGUUCGCUUAGCACUGAAAGCUCCACUUGGCCCGGUCAUUGAAAUUGAUUGCAAUCUAACUAAGAGGCUCUGGGCUCUAGACUGUACACAUGCCAAGCUUUGGUUUGGUGGGCAGGGUGCCGAGUCUGGGCGGCGCUAACACUGAAGAAAGUCAUUUAGUAACUUAAAUGUCCUCUUCUCUUUUUUUCCCCUCUGCUCUGCCCGUCCAUUCCUUGCAUUCUUUAAUCAAUCAUCCCGUCUGCGUCCUGAUCCACCUUCACCCCAUGUCCCCUCCUCUCAUCACUCGUCUCCCCCACUCCAUCUCUGAUUGAUGUCUGAUUCUCCUUCCUGGUCUCACAUCCACGAGUUCACAUAGACGUACAGUAGAAGUAGCGUCUAUAGCUUUGCUGGCGUGUGCUGAUGGCUCUUCGAAGCACUGUUUGGGAGUGUUUGGAGAGGAAUCCACUUGCUGUUGUUGUCAGUCUACCUGUAGACAGUUAUGUCUUUGAUAGUUUUUGUACACAUUUUAUGGGAAUGUUCAGGGAAUGUGAUUUUGCAUUCCUUUCCCCGUGUUGUUGUUAACCGCUACCUAGCUUUCUUCUUUGUGAGCAAGUAGUAUGUCUAUAAGCUAGCUAUUCUACAAAGGGUAAUGUGACCUGAAGCAGGGUCAGCUGUUGUUCUUUUUUUCUGCCAAGAGCUCUUGGUGAGACUAUUUAGUGACUGGUGAUGUUGUAGUGAACCCGGGUUAAACAGUGCUUGGAUUCUGUGUGUUUGAGCUCGCACUGUUUAUCUGAUGUUUGCUCUACAACACUCUUCUGCUAUCAUAUCACUGCUAUCAUGCCUGCAGAUCAGAGGAUUGGCUCUGUCUCACAGAGAUUGUUGUCCACUUUGAAGAUGUUACCAUUGAUUUGUAUUUAACCUCAGUCUAGUUCUGCUCUGUGAAUGGAGAAAGGAAUAUCUGACUCAUACUCACCAAAGUGUAGUGUCUUUUAAAAACUAAUGGGCCUGUAUUUGCCUGUAAUUUAUUGUCCUGUCCUUUGUCUUAGUUAGUGUGCUAGCAUGUAGCUUGCAUGAGAAAUGGUUGGAAAGUGUAGAUAGUGUUGCAGAUGAGCAGCGAUGACAAGUUCGUCUCCUGAGACGAGAAGCGGCGGCCUGACCGGCUGACCUCCCUGCUUUUCUCUGAUCUGCAAACAUGUCCCAGUGAAAUCCGUCUGCACCUCCUCAACACAGCAGAAAAGCAGCGAAGCAACUGGCAAAGCAGGACUCGUUCUGCCCUUAUCAAAACCACGUAGGGGUAUAGUGUUGGACUGAGAUGUGCACUCACGUCUAAUUGUAUUUCAGUGCAUCAGUGCAGUAAUGAUUGACUGUCACCAGAUGCCAGCAAACAACAGCUUUUCUUCUCCCUCUUCAGUCGGUGCGAGCUGUCCUGCCCUUCCACUCGACGCGCCGCCUCCUCUUCAGGCAGCCGCACACUAGCUGCCGCCCAUCUCUUUUCAUUUUGUAGAAUAAGCCAAUUAAUUUUUAAAUUAUGUUUCGUUAAAGGUGUGCAUAAUCUCAUUGUUUUCAUUUCAAUUGAUAUCUUUUUUUUCUUUCCUUGAAAUUAGAUGUUCCAAAACUUGAAGGUUAGACAUUUAGUUUUUUGCAUAUUUUAUUGUUUCAACAACGAUUUUUAAUUAAUUUCAUGUAUAUAGUGUUGCUUUUUACCUGAUACUCUUACGAGCGCACCCCAUACAUACUUUGCACAUACACUUUGGAUACAAACACAUCCACACAUAUAUUUGGAUAUGCACAGCAGGCUUGAUGUCUGUUACUAUGGUGUAUUUGUACAUAUGUGUGUGUGUGUGUGUUUGUGUUUGUGUAUGAGUGUGAAGCGUGUAAUAAUUGACCCAGACAAACUUCAGAUUCACUCUCAUGUGUGUUGCAUUCACAAAAAUGUUCUUAUUUCAGUAACUCAGACAAUGUCUUUGUUCUUAUCAUUAUUAUUUUGAAUGACAAGUCUUCCUUUUGAAUAAAUAUCCAUAUCACAUGGGAGUAGUGCUGUCAUGUAUGUUAAUUUGUACUAUGGCUGAUGAUGUCAUCAAGGUGAGGCCCAACCGCAUGCAGUGGUGGGUUUUGCAUCUGUUGGCUGUUACGUUCAUAAAGUAUUUGUUUUUUGGGGUUAUUUUUGUUAAAAUAACAGUUCAGUUGUUGACUUCAAUAAAUAAUGCAUUUGGGUUAA
Messenger RNA from Oreochromis aureus, 6104 nucleotides. RefSeq names its product cell adhesion molecule 3 (gene cadm3). Gene Ontology annotation, biological process: homophilic cell-cell adhesion. The record is from RefSeq and is a predicted model, not a curated record. Bases 605 to 1993 code for a protein of 462 amino acids. NCBI's taxonomy places the organism in Eukaryota, Metazoa, Chordata, Actinopteri, Cichliformes, Cichlidae. Gene Ontology annotation, cellular component: presynaptic membrane. The transcript is spliced from 12 exons.